UUGAGAAAUGCUCUGAAAGAGCAAGAGAAGAAAAAUGAGCAUUUGGAAAGGUUUGUUGUUUUUUGUUUGCUCAAAUUUUUCUUCAAACAAAAAGUGGUUUCAGAGAGCUGGAGGAGAGAGAUUUGGAGAUUAUACGAGUUCAAAUGUUGAAUGAUCGGCUUCAUAUGCAAACCAGAGAGUGAGUUUUUUCCUUUUUAAAGCAGAAUUAAAAAAAAUUAAAAGACAACAACGAGACUCCGCGUUGACGUUGCGCGCGUGGUUUGAAUUUCUGUUUUUCUUCCACCAGAAACUUGAUUUUUCCAUGCAAAUUCUCAUUUUUCUUCCAAAAAAAGCGAAAAAACGGGAAAAAAAAUAAAAAGAAAACAACGAGACUCCGCGUUGACGUUGCACGGGCGUCUCCCAGUGUGGAUUUACGGGAUGCAUUUUUUUUUAGUUUUUUUUUUGCGCAGAGCUGUUUUUAGUGGAAAAUUGAAUAAAACCAAGUCAUUUUCGGCUCAUUUUUCGAGAUUUGAGUAAAAAUUGCCACGUCAUAGGUAAUUUUUGCAAAAAAUCGUGGCGUAACCAAAAUUUUGCGCUGAAUCUCAUGAAAUUAUCAAUUUUCAGUGAGUUUCAGCUUUUUCAGCGCAAAAUUUCGGUUUAGAAAAUAUGGGCUUUCAUAUUUUUGUGAAUACUCAUCGAAAUGAGCUGAAAUUUUUCAGCGAACUAGACUAUAGUAAUUUUUUUCAGAGUUGAAGAUAUUGAUGAUCGCCGAGCCCAGAUUUAUUUCGAAACUUUGGACAAAUUGAAAAGGUUGGGAUUUUUUAAUUAAUUAAAAAUGUUUUUUGCUGAAAAUGAGCAGGACAUUGCUCAAAAAAAAGUCAUUGUCAUUUUUUGAUGAUUAAAAAUUUAUGAAUCAUUUGCAGAUAUCGAAAACAUGUGGAUAACAUGGCAUACGAAAUCAGCAAAUUGCGAAACGAGAAAAGUGAGCUUCAACGUUAUAUCGAAACUUUGAAAACCGAAAUCUUUAAUCUGAACUACGAGAGAAACGAGGAAAUGGUUCAACAACGUCACAGAUGGGCAUAUAAAAACAAUGUUUUGGAUAAUCAAAUCACAUUCUCCCGAAAUUUCAUCGAUCAUUUACAAACAAAAGCUAGAUUUGAAACCAGACAACGGGAGAUUGAUUAUUUACAAAAAGUCGACGAUUUGUAUCAAGGACGGCGAAAUUUGUUUAAUUAUUCUCCUCAUCCUGAACUCGAAAUUCCAUCAACUCCAAGUUCUCAAUCAGAAUUAUUAACUUCGGAUUUUGAACAUCUCGAAAACUUUCAACUUCUGCUUAUUGACACUGCUUCGGUCGCAAGUACUAAUAAUGAUCUCAAAUCUACUGAUAUUGCACCGCCUCCUGGACUUUCAUUACCUCAACCUCAAUCUUCUUCUUCUGUUUCAUAUUUUUAUACACCAGGAAGACAAUCACCGCCCAAAUUUGAUAUUAACAACCUCGAAGAUUUUCCAGAAUUGUAA
Caenorhabditis angaria is the source of this 1497-nucleotide messenger RNA. NCBI's taxonomy places the organism in Eukaryota, Metazoa, Nematoda, Chromadorea, Rhabditida, Rhabditidae. The record is from the annotation of a GenBank genome assembly.